Messenger RNA from Pieris macdunnoughi, 354 nucleotides. The record is from the annotation of a GenBank genome assembly. Lineage: Eukaryota; Metazoa; Arthropoda; Insecta; Lepidoptera; Pieridae.
AUGAAUGAAUAUUUAAAUUUAAAUUUGGUCGAAAUAAAUCAUACAGAAAUGUAUAGUUCUAAUACAGUUUAUCUCCUUCACCACGCGGUGCUUCGAGAAUAUAAGGAAAUGACGAACCUUCGAGUAGUCUUUGACGCUUCAUGUAAAGGAGUCAAUAACAUUUCUCGAGGUUAUGAUCUACAUAUUGGUCCUGAAUUGCAGCUAGACUUGCGACACAUACCGAUGCAAAGGAACCCUCCGGAUGGCGAGGCCUCCACUAGUGCGGUUCAGCAACUAGAGAGGACCCCAUCAUCCUGGGAGUAUCUUGAGGAUGACAUAGUCCUGAUAGGGGUUCCCCAAGUUCCGUCUAACUAG